GAACAAAGAGAUCUCUUCAGCAAAAUCGUGGAUAAACAUUCCGUUCUUCCUUUUUAUUUAUUUUGGUCGUCUUAACGACUCAGUUGAAUUCGUAACCACAGGUAUGGCACCGCUGGUUGGAUAUGACAGCAGUGACGACGACGACGAAGUCCAGGACAGGGAGACUUUAGAACUGGAACAGACGACUCAAAUUUCCCCAGGCGACCAAGAUGAGGACCCGUCUCGGGCCGUAGAUGAGUCGAGGGAUGCUCAGGCCAAGACGUCCUCUCCAGCAUCACAACCGCAGCUGCUAUAGGACCAAGUCUCCCCCCAAUAGAUGACAUGGAAGGACCAGCCUACCUGGAGGAGAUGGAUGACGGGCCAGAAAAUGACCAAGGAGAACAGCCUGCCCCGCAAUCACCUUACACAACCAAUCGCGGUUUGAUUCACAACCUCACCUUACCGACGGUGCCUAAUCUAGAUAUUCCGCCUUCACCACCAGGCUCUCCUUCCGCAGCUUCAGCACAGGCAGCGCUGACCACCAAGUUGGACAAAUUCCUCGAGCUCAAGCGUAAAAAAGGAACACAUUUCAACGCCAAGAUAGCCGACUCUCAUGCCCUGAAGAACCCGCCCUUGAUGGAUAAGCUGCUUGGUUUCGUCGGCGUGGGGACUAGCUUCGAGGACAGUGCGGCUCAUGGCACAGAGCAGUACGCCACGACUCUGCCCAAGGAGCUAUGGGACCCAGCCUGCUUCCCAGAGUGGGCCUACCGAGGCCAGCUGAGAAAGGCCCAAGAGAGAGUACAGAAGGAGAGGGGCAGGGCGAGGGGGGAGGCGAUGCAGUUUGUCCCUGCGAAUCCCUAGGACGCAUUCUUGCAGAUAAAAGUUCUGCGCCUUGCUAUGCCUGGUGGACGCACUUGAGAGGGAAACCUUCCAUCCUUUGCAU
Cryphonectria parasitica EP155 is the source of this 922-nucleotide messenger RNA. RefSeq lists its product as uncharacterized. Bases 322 to 840 code for a protein of 172 amino acids. Gene Ontology annotation, cellular component: nucleus. NCBI's taxonomy places the organism in Eukaryota, Fungi, Ascomycota, Sordariomycetes, Diaporthales, Cryphonectriaceae. The transcript has 3 exons. Gene Ontology annotation, biological process: regulation of DNA-templated transcription. The record is from RefSeq and is a predicted model, not a curated record.